This is a messenger RNA of Osmia bicornis bicornis, 2274 nucleotides long. RefSeq lists its product as uncharacterized. NCBI's taxonomy places the organism in Eukaryota, Metazoa, Arthropoda, Insecta, Hymenoptera, Megachilidae. The record is from RefSeq and is a predicted model, not a curated record. Gene Ontology annotation, molecular function: nucleic acid binding. The transcript has 2 exons. The coding region runs from base 1 to 2274 and encodes 757 amino acids.
AUGUUUAGGCAAAUUUGCGUUGCGCGUAAUGAUCAGGAUUUGCAGCGAAUAGUAUGGGCUCCUAGUUCUUCGGAGAUGCCGGUGGUAUAUCGUUUGACCACCGUCACGUAUGGGACGGCGUGUGCUCCCUAUCUUGCGAUACGUACGCUCCUGCAGUUAGCGGAGGAUGAGAAAUCGGGUUUUCCACUCGGAGCUCAAUGCUUGGAAUUCAAUACGUACGUGGACGACACGUUUGCGGGUGCGGACGAACUUUCAAUCGCAUUGCGUACUAGAAAGGAGCUCAUUGAACUUCUGAAGUCGGCGGGCGUCGAGCUUGAUAAGUGGGCCGCGAAUCAUUCUGAUUUGUUACCUCCUAACGCGCAACAACCCGGGAAGGAGGAAUCGAAAUCGAUAAAUCUUGAUGAGUCGGUUAAGACGCUGGGGGUUCAGUGGAAUCCACAUCACGAUGAGUUUCGUUUCACCACGUCAGGUUUUAAAGAUUUGUCCAGAGAGGUGACCAAACGGGCCGUUCUUUCAAAUAUUGCGCGCUUGUUUGAUCCGCUGGGGUGGUUGGCUCCGGUCACGAUAAGCGCCAAAAUCUUAAUGCAGGAUCUUUGGAUUCUGAAGGUCGGCUGGGAUUCCGUUUUACCGGUGGAAGUACAGGAUAGAUGGAGUGAAUAUUGUAAUUCACUUUCGGCCAUGCCUGCAUUGUCAAUUAAUCGAUGGUUGGGAGCCUCUUGCGAUUCGGGUUCGCAAAUUCACGGGUUUUCCGACGCUUCAUUCCGCGCUUAUGCGGCGGCGGUUUAUAUUCGAAUUAACGAAGCAGAUUAUCGUUUCCAUGUCGUACUUUUAGCUGCCAAAAGUAAGGUUGCUCCGAUAAAGACCGUGAGCAUUCCAAAUCUCGAACUGUGUGGAGCGAUGUUGCUUGUUAAGCUUCUUCGUCACGUUCGGAAGCUUGAUUUUUUGCAGAAUAUACCAGUAUUUGCAUGGUCAGACAGUCAGAUUGUUCUGAUGUGGCUUCGGAAACACCCAUGCCACUGGAAGACUUUCGUGGCAAACCGGGUGUCCUUUAUCCAGACAGAGAUGCCGGGUGCUAAAUGGGCACAUGUGCCUACUGGAGAAAAUCCUGCGGAUUUGGCUACGCGUGGAUGUAGGCCUGCAGACUUGAUUGAGGCACGUCUGUGGUGGCAUGGGCCUGAUUGGCUUGCGAUGCACGAGGAGCAUUGGCCCAAGGUGGCACUGGCUCCGCAGGUUUUGCUUGUGAAGGCGACUCCGAGUGAUCCGGAGAUUUUGACUAAAUUUUCCUCAUUGACUCGGCUAAUUCGCGUGGUGGCUUAUUGUCUGCGCCCAUUAGUUGGCUUGCGAAGGCGCAAGGGUAACCUUCCUGCAUUGCCGGAAUUUUUGACUGCGUCAGAGUUGUCUGGCGCUCGGAUUGCUUUGAUUAGGUUAGCACAGACGCAUGCAUUUGAAGCAGAGAUUAAGUUACUGCAGAUGGGAAAGAGUUUGGCAAAGCGUAACCCGCUACUUAGUUUGGAUCCGUUUUUAGACAAGUCGGACGGUAUUUUGCGUGUUGGGCGCCGUCUGGGGAAUUCGGUGCUGUCACAUGAUCGUAAGCAUCCGCCUAUCUUGCCACGUCGUUCGCCGCUUAGUCGGUUAUUUGUGCGAUAUGCACAUCGUGCUUGUCUUCAUGGUGGACCUACGCUCACUUUGUGUACCGUGAUGCAGCAUGCGUGGAUUCUAGGCAGGAAUCGUCUAGUGAAAACUGAAAUUCGUCACUGCGUCGUCUGUCAGCGAGUGAAACCCCGAUUAGCAUGGCAAAUGAUGGGUAGUCUUCCGGCCACGCGGGUAACGCCGACUCGGCCGUUUCUAUCUGCAGGGUUAGAUUAUGCCGGUCCGUUUCAGGCCGCGGAUAAGGAGUUGCGCGCUAUGUUCUCAGCUGCUUCUACCUUUUAUAAGUGUGCUGCAGCUACUCUUGCCAAUGACGGAACUUCUUGGAAAUUUAUUCCUCCGAAUUCACCCCACUAUGGCGGUUUAUGGGAAGCGGGUGUCAAGUCGGUGAAGCAUCAUUUGAAGCGAGUGAUCGGUGAUCGACCUCUGACCUUCGAGGAGUUUUCGACCGUUUUGGUAGAAAUUGAAGCGUGUUUAAACUCGCGUCCGCUUUAUCCGCUUAGUAAUGAUGUGGAGGAUUUGCAAGUUUUAACGCCUGCACAUUUUCUCGGCAUUGCCUCUGGGUUAAUUCCAGAGGACGCUCCCCCUGAUGUGUCUGAGAAUACUUCAGUUACUUCAGGUGAUUAG